This is a messenger RNA of Trachemys scripta elegans, 4458 nucleotides long. RefSeq names its product C1q and TNF related 12 (gene C1QTNF12). Gene Ontology annotation, biological process: positive regulation of D-glucose import across plasma membrane; positive regulation of insulin receptor signaling pathway; negative regulation of gluconeogenesis. The coding region runs from base 1128 to 2090 and encodes 320 amino acids. Lineage: Eukaryota; Metazoa; Chordata; Testudines; Emydidae. The transcript has 8 exons. The record is from RefSeq and is a predicted model, not a curated record. Gene Ontology annotation, molecular function: hormone activity.
ACUCUCAGGAAAGAACUACUUAUUUGCUGAGGUAGAGCAAAGGCUGAGGAAGGCUUUGCCAAUUUGCAGCUGGGAAAAGGAGCACAGAGAGAAAUCGGAGAUGAUCGAAACUUAGAGAGAGAGGUACCUGAAAUCUUGCAUAGUGUGGAAAGGAGCUAGGAUGGGAGACACAAGACUCCACAUCCUGACAGCUGUUUACAACACUGGAACUGAUUGCUUGUUCUCUUAUUAAAGCCAAGGAAAGAUAAAGCCAGACAGGGUUUGGCUUGGGACAAGUUUGUCUGCUCCUAAUAGACCUAGGUACCUCCUCAGAUUCCUUCUCUCCCAAUUUUAACUCUUGAUGCGUGCGAGAGAUCAGCUCUCUCCCUAGAGGACUGAGCCCCUGGUUGGAUUCUGCCACGUUCUGCAUCUCCAGAGGAAGAGCGAUUGUAGCAGCUUUGGGUUUUCGUCGUCCAGCAUUGAUGAAGGCAAAAAGAACUGAUGGGGGCUGGUCAUUAAGGAAGGGGUCCCAUCACUAAGCUGAGGAUGAGCAGACCCCAUUGAGCACCCUUUGAAUUGUGCACAAGGGUUUAAAUGACAGAAGGUGAAAUCUCCCAUUGAAAAGGAACAAACCCACAACCCCCCUCCUGGGCUUAUGUGCUGUCAGCUCUGGCCUGAGCUACAGUUGCCCUGAGCCAUUUGACUUUCUAGGUUUCAUAGUUGAGUGAAUUUUAAUUGAGAUCUGAAGACUUGGUGGGGGUGGGGUAAAAUUUUAAAGGCAGAGUUGGGGGGAAAUCUCCUAGUCAGUUUCCAUUUCUGAAAGCUCUGUGGGGCUGAGCAGACUGACUUCCCUCUUCCCCCGCUUUGCCUGAUCAAACUGCGACUGUGGAUCAGAAUUCGCAAACAAAUAGAUCCAUGUCGGUUCAAUGUAUCCAACUUGAACAGAGGAUCUCUCCAGAGACAAGCGCGUUGGCGCGUGCUGAUGAUUUGACAUCGUCUACCAGAGUGGAUCAUCUUCAACAGAAGUAACUUCAAUAAGAAAGAAAGAGAAAGGGGGUGGGGGAAGAGACAUCCGUAUUUAUUACUUCGUUUUGCUCCUGGAGAGUAUUCAGCCUCGACUCAACACCCCCUUCUAAAAAGAAGCCAAAAUGAGGGGCUGGAUCUGGCUACUUGUGGCAACUUUACUGUGCCAGCAGCUCUCUCUCUUUCGAGUGAUGGCAGCAAAGAGAGAGAGAAAGAAGAUGAAAGAGCCCAAUCAAUAUACAGAGCCCUUCAAUGCAACCCUGUCCAACAGUGAAGAACUGCACGGGCAUCCCAAGAUUCUAGAAUCUCCAGAUCCUCGAAUCACAGAUCCGCGGCGCACCUGGAUCUCAUUUGUACAUCGCCCGGACGAUGGCAACAACUCCAAAAGGAAAUGCAAAGGGAGAGACAAGAAAUUACGUGGCCUUGUUGGGCCCCCAGGGCCGCCGGGCCCCCAAGGACCUCCAGGAGCACCGGGGGCCGAAGUCACCCAGGAAGUCCUGCUGCAGGAGUUCAAGGAGAUACUAAAAGAAACCAUUGAACGGCGGGCGUCUCUAGCUAGCUCAGCCCAUCCCAGCCAACUGCCCCCGCUCCUGCUGUCACUGGAGGAGACCUCGCCCUACAAACGGGUGGAGGAAGCGUUCCACUGCAAACUGAAAGGGCAGGUCAUUGUGGACAAGAAGACCCUGGUCGAACUUCAGAACUUCCAGUCGCCUUUGGCCAAAGGAGCUUUCCUCCGGGGAUCAGGCUUGAACCUGGUGACUGGGCGCUUCACUGCAACUGUGUCUGGCAUCUACCAGUUUUCAGCCAACGUCCACAUCGAUCACAGCGAGCUGAAGAGCAAAGUGCAGCUCCGGGCCAGAGACAAUGUCCGUGUGUUGAUCUGCAUCGAAUCCCUCUGUCAUCGAUACACAUCUUUGGAAGUUAUUGCUGGUCUGGAAAGUAACAGCAAGAUCUUCACUGUUUAUGUGCAUGGGUUGCUACAGCUACAGGCUGGGCAAUACACCUCUAUAUUUGUCGACAACAGCGCAGGAGCCCCCAUCACCAUUCAGAAUGGAUCGGAUUUCAUGGGCAUGUUUAUGGGCGUCUAACCUGGAUCCCCACCACAGGUUGGGUGGGGAAGGACAUGACUCAAGGAGCCUUGCAACAUACAUCUGACUGAACAACCCUUUACUCUGACCCUAGAGGACUGCUCCGUUACCCAUUGGCGUCUAUUUUUAAUACAGUGAAGUAAAGAGCCUUUCCUUUUGCAGACACUCAACUUGCUUUUCAAAGGCUGCUGCUUUUAAAUGUCUACAUCAGUUCUGCCUACAAAUAUAUUUUAAAUAUUAAUAAUAAUUAAAAAAAGAACUGUAUAUUAUUUAAAUUGUCUGUGCUUCACCAAAAGCUCACAGCGCAAUAUACCAAGGUCUGGAAGGGUUACAUUGUAACUAUCUGUAUAACACGAUUGAGCUUGUAUCCGGCGUGUCUUGGGGAUCGAUGGGUUUUGUUUGAGUUUCUUUGCAAACUGGCUAACAAAGCAAAAUAUAUAUAUAUGGAUUCUCUGUAUUUGGGAGGAAGAAGAUAGGGAUUUGCCAGCAAACUCUGCUGAUGUCACGCUCUGGACAAGUUGAAAGCCCCCACUUUCCGGCCUGCCUCCUGGAUGACUGAUACACAGCAUGCUGACUACUUUAUCUAACAUCAAGUCUGAGUGUUGCCCAGUGUAAUUCUGGAGGCCCAAGGACUGAAGCGACAUUGUUACUUUAUUUCCAAAUAGUUCCUUAAUCUCUUGACAAAGCUGAGCAUUUCAUGUUGGCUGCGUGAUUACUUUUUUAUGUUAGGGUAAGACAAACAAGCAAGGGCAACAGUUCUAGCCAACUCUCUGCUUCCCUUAUAUUCUUAUGUUUUAGUAAGAUAUAUAUGUAUUUUUAGUCACAUCCAUAUAUGCAGCAUCCCCUGGGCCCCACAUAUUAAGUUGUAAACACGGCAGGAGUACAGUUGCUGGUUGCCAACAGGCCUGGAAAAGGCUGGGGACCAGAGGCCCCAGACUGGCAAUGUGAAAGUUGUCUUUUUGUAUGGUGCUAAUUUGGUGGCGGAAUUGAUGAAAAUAUCUGAGCACCAAGGAGUGUAACUCCCCUCCCUAUAGAAGGCGUCGUUUACGACCCACCUAUUCCCUACUUUUAGGUGUUAAGUGCUUCAAAGGCCUUGUAAAUGUCACCUGGAAGGCACCAGACGAGAAGGUCACAGGAUUGGGGCUUGUCCAGACCCCAGUUUGCAAAGGUAGGUGCCUUAAUAGGUCCUGCACCUCCCAAAUUCCGGUGUUCCCUGGUGCUAAGGUGUGAAACCCUGACGCACAUGAAAUCAAUAGGAGUUUUGACUUCAGUGGGGCCAGGAUUUCACCCAUGAUCUGGAGACUCAGAUAACCUCUGAGGCACAUAAAAGCUCAUUGGAUGCACCUGGGUGUUGAUUCCAGCAUCAGUAGAUGGGACUUGGAUGUUUUGCUAAUGCAAACUCCAUAGAAAAAUGACCCUGUCAGAUGACUCUAAAGAGACACUGGCAAGGCAAAGAAUGGGAUCGAUGGGCCUUUUAACAUUGAUCUAAACUGAUAAGAAAAUAAAUGAGAGAUUCCAAAUACCUAGUUUAGGGGUCUUGUACUUGUCUAAUCUACCACCCUCCUCACCAAGCAAUGAACCCACCGAUGCCAUUUUUGUGAUACCCACAGAAACGCUGCCCGCUCCUCCCUCUGCUGGCUCUCUGGGAGGAGAUAAUCAAUGAGCCUCCAUGCUCCAGUGACACUGCAGCACACAGCUGAUCGAUUUAAGGCGCUGUGGGAAAAGUUGCGGUAGAACAGAAAUGGGUUCUUUUGUAUCAGCUACUUUCUAAACCCAGGGAGAAAAAUAUCCAGCGCAGAGGCGGCGGGGAGGGGGGAGAUAGUAUUUUCGGUUUGCUAGGAGUAUAUUAAAAAGCAAUAAAGAAUUGGAAAACCCGGGUCCUUUAAACACAGGCCCUAUUCAUCCCUGUAGUCGGCAGAGUUCCAUGCGGGGAGGAGUCUGUCCCAGGCCUGGCUACAGACAUAUGAGACAAUCUCUGUGACAGAUAUCAGCUGCCAAUGUGUGUUGUACACUGUUAUCCUCUCAGUGCACGCUGGUCCCUGGGAUCAGGCAACUGGUGGCAGCUCAGGCCUUGAUGGAAAUGAAUCAGUCAAGCGGUGAAGACAGACUAUUGACACUGCGUGAUUACAGAGUACAGGUAGCCCAGGCAAGUAGCCUAUAAGCCAACAUAUAUCCCUAGACCAUAUUUUAUAUUGUGUGAAUACUUGUACUCACCAGGGCUUUUUCAUGCUGCAGCAUACUCACUGAGUGUUGUGCCGUACCAAGUGGUGUUAUACCUAUGAAUCGUGAACCAUCGUCUCACUGAUCUUGGCAAAUUGGAGUUGAAAUAUUUAUUUUGUCGUAGAACUAAAAUGCUUGUUUGACUUGG